AUGUCUUCAUGGGACCCAAUCCGCAGCCGCCUCAUUUUCCAAAGUGGCAUAGGCUUCAUAUAUCGCCAACUGUUCAUGCACCCUCCUCCAAUCGCAGCCGAUGUCAAACUUGACGGCCAGACAGCUAUAGUCACCGGAUCAAAUACCGGUCUAGGGUUCGAAGCAGCACGGCAGCUUCUCCAGCUAGAUCUCUCUCGGCUGAUACUAGCCGUCCGGUCUCAAGUCAAAGGCGACGUCGCGGCAGAAACUCUCCGCAAUGAGUUUCCAAUCGCGGAAGUCGAGGUCUGGAUUUUAGACAUGGAAGAUUUGGACUCUGUGUCUGCAUUUGCCAUGAAAUGUCAGACUUUGGGUAGGAUUGACAUCGUCAUCCUCAAUGCUGGUGUGCAAAAUAAGGACUGUAUUGUCUCCACCAAGACAGGAAAAGAGCAGACUUUCCAAGUCAACUACCUCUCAACAAUCAUGCUAGCUGCGCUUCUCUUGCCGACUCUAAGGUCUAAAGGAGGUCUGGGUGGGAAGCCAGCUAGACUUACGAUUGUGACAUCUACCACCGCAUAUUUUGCGGAUUUCAAUCACGAGAAACCAAUCUUGCCGCAGUUUGACGAGAAGUACGAUCCUACGAAGUGGUAUGCCCGCGAAAAGUUGCUGCAAAUGACUGUUGUGAAAAGGCUGGCAACGCUGGUCAACCCGGAUGAGGUGACUAUCAACACGGUUUGCCCGGGGUUGGUAGGAGAUACGGAGAUUUGGCGCACCAUCAACACAAGUGUUGUUUUGAGAUAUAUGUUCUCAAUUUACUUUGCUCUGUUUGGUAGGAGCUUGAAAGAGGGUGCCAGUACAUACGUUCAUGCCGUGGCAGUCGCAGGGCGAGAAAGCCAUGGAGGUUUUUUGAGCGAGUGGGGAGUACGCCCAUACCCUGCUUUGAUGUAUUCAAAGCGCGGCGAGGAUUUGCAGAAGAAGGUUUUGAGCGAAACCAGGAAACUCUUGUCAUCCCUCGACGUCUCACAGGACUUAAUGCAUGAGUUCUAG
Molecule: messenger RNA, 1023 nt
Organism: Alternaria burnsii
Lineage: Eukaryota; Fungi; Ascomycota; Dothideomycetes; Pleosporales; Pleosporaceae
Exons: 2
Coding region: 1-1023 (340 amino acids)
Source: RefSeq, a predicted model, not a curated record